This is a messenger RNA of Tinamus guttatus (white-throated tinamou), 712 nucleotides long. Lineage: Eukaryota; Metazoa; Chordata; Aves; Tinamiformes; Tinamidae. The record is from RefSeq and is a predicted model, not a curated record.
AAAUUGCCUGUAAUAACUGCUUCCAAAUACUUGUUUUUUAAUAUCGUAAUUGCUUUAAAAAAGUCUUUUUUUCCAUUAGCACCUGUACUAGAGUUUGACUAUCUCAUCUGUGAAGACUGUGGGAAAGAAUUCAUGGAUUCCUACCUUAUGCAGCACUUUGAUUGGGCAACAUGUGAUAACUGCAGAGAUGCUGAAGAUAAACAUAAGCUUAUAACGAGGACAGAAGCAAAAGAAGAGUAUCUCCUUAAAGACUGUGACUUAGACAAGAGAGAACCAGUGCUCAGAUAUAUUCUGAAGAAAAACCCUCAUAAUUCACGGUGGGGUGACAUGAAACUUUAUUUGAAACUACAGGUCAUCAAGCGUUCUCUGGAAGUCUGGGGUAGCGAAGAGUCUUUGCAAGAAGCAAAGGAGCUGCGCCGCGACAACAGAGAGAAGAUGAAGCAGAAGAAGUUUGAUAAGAAAGUUAAAGAACUCCGACGUGCGGUGAGGAGCAGUUUGUGGAAGAAAGAAACUAGUAUCCACGAGCAUGAUUAUGGACCAGAAGAAAACAUUGAAGAAGAUAUGUAUAAAAAAAUAUGUACUAUAUGUGGCCAUGAAUUAACUUAUGAGAAGAUGUAGUAUAAUCAUGUUCUUUCUUAAAUUUCACUGUGUCUUUUUAAUGAUAUUCUGUAUUAAAGUCAAAUAAACUCUGAUGCUGAACAAACUGUUUCCA